UCCGGUCCAAAAAAUAGCGAUCCUGAAGAGAAUGUUGGAGCGCCUUGGAGUAGAAGAGGAGAUAAUCAACAACUACAAGGUCGACCAGGAACAUAAUCUCAAGGAACUACUGUAUGCUUUUCACCUGCAAUUGCAGGGGAAGAGAUAUCUGAUUGUGUUUGAUGAUGCCAGGGUUUCGUCUACUUGUGAUGGAAAAUGGGAUGCUCUUGCUUAUGGAUUGCCAAAAGGGUGUGGGGGAGCUGUGAUUGUCACCAGUAGGAAUGAGGAAAUAGCAAAAAAGAUGGUUGGCAGGGAGGGAAUCCUACAUCUCGUUCUGCCCCUUUCAGAACCAGAGAGCUGCUGGUCUAUAUUCAAAGAGGCGGCUGAACAAGACUUCAUUCCAUCUGAUGCGGAAAUUCAAAAGAGAGAAAUCUUUAAAAGAUGUGCGGGCCUGCCAUUGACUGCAAAAAUGAUGGGUGGGAUCAUCAAAAAACAACCGCCAGAGGGAGGAACUCCAAAAUGGAACCCAUCAACAAGUCCAGCAGGCAGCAGGGAGCAGCUCCAAAUGGAAGCCAUCAACAACUCCCAGAGGGAGCAACUCCAAAUGAAAGCCAUCAACAACUCCCAGAGGGAGCAGCUCUAAAUGGAAGCCUUCAACAACUCCCAGAGGAAGGCGGUCCAAAUGAAAGCCAUCAACAACUCCCAGAAGGAGCAGUUCCAAAUGGAAGCCUUCAACAACUCCCAGAGGAAGGUGCCCCAAAUGGAAACCUUCAACAAAAUGGAAGCCUUCAACAACUCCCAGAGGAAGGUGCCCCAAAUGGAAACCUUCAACAAAAUGGAAGCCUUCAACAACUCCCAGAAGAAGGUGCCCCAAAUGGAAGCCUUCAACAACACCCAGAGGGAGCAGCUCCAAAUGGAAGCCUUCAACAACUCCCGGGGGGAGCAGCUUCAAAUGGAAGCCAACCGUAACGGUAUUCUAUAUUGUAGUUCCUGCUUUUCUUGCUUUUGAUUUAUCUUCUUCGAAGUGUUUAGCUUUGUGUUGUCAUUUCCUAUUGAAAUCAGAUAAAUGUUGCCUUUG
Corylus avellana is the source of this 1057-nucleotide messenger RNA. The record is from RefSeq and is a predicted model, not a curated record. Lineage: Eukaryota; Viridiplantae; Streptophyta; Magnoliopsida; Fagales; Betulaceae.